Rhincodon typus (whale shark) is the source of this 3464-nucleotide messenger RNA. RefSeq names its product retinoblastoma binding protein 8 (gene rbbp8). The record is from RefSeq and is a predicted model, not a curated record. Gene Ontology annotation, cellular component: site of double-strand break. The transcript has 21 exons. Gene Ontology annotation, molecular function: flap-structured DNA binding; Y-form DNA binding; damaged DNA binding. Bases 595 to 3096 code for a protein of 833 amino acids. NCBI's taxonomy places the organism in Eukaryota, Metazoa, Chordata, Chondrichthyes, Orectolobiformes, Rhincodontidae. Gene Ontology annotation, biological process: DNA double-strand break processing involved in repair via single-strand annealing; double-strand break repair via homologous recombination.
AUUAUUUUAAAACCAGAUCACAGUUUUAUUUAGUGAGAGCACUUUGACUGGAAACAGGGAGUCCCAAGUUUGUUUUCGGAGUUGAUAGUGUGGCCUGUUUUUGUAUAUUGAAUCGCCUUUGUAGCUUGAACGUUUCUUUGAUGCAGACUAGUUGAACCAGUUUCUAGAUGAGUGCAAAACCAGUUUGGCUAGGCUAUUAUGCCAACAAAUUCUAGUUUGAUUCCCAGUUGCAGGGAGUGCAUAAACCUGCUCAACCAGUUGUGAAAAGCAUAAUUGGGUUAUCCAUUGUGCAUUUACAUAUAUGCCCUGGCAGAAACAGACAGUUUGAACUGAGCAGCAGUCUUGUAAGUGACUGAAGUUGGUCCAUGCAUAUUGCCUUCUGUGGUACACGUGAGGACUGCAGAAGUAGGAAAUGCCAAGAUUAAUUUUCACAAUAUAAUUUUAAAGCUGUCAAGAUUGUAUGAGCAAUUUGCAACUACAGAGAAUUCCCUGAGGGGGUCCUGAAGGAAGCCCAGCUACAUAUGAAUGUGAAAAUUGAGUUGAGGAUUUUUAACUACAGUAUGUAGCUUUGAAGAUCUGCAUACAAACCAUACCAUGAAUAGCUCCAGUGCAAACUGUGGGAGCCCAAGCACUGGAAGUACAACUGAAGCUGCCAUAGAUGUAUUUAAGGAGAUAUGGACUAAACUGAAAGAAUGCCAUGACAACGAAGUACAAGUGCUGCAAAUUAAAGUAAGCAAGUUAAAGAAGGAGAGAUGCUUAGAUGCUCAGAGACUUGAAGAAUACUAUAACAAAAAUCAGCAGUUAAGAGAACAACAGAAAGCAUUACAUGACAACAUUAAAGUUUUAGAAGACAGGUUGCGAGCUGGCUUGUGUGACAGAUGUGCAGUUACUGAAGAACACAUGAAGAAGAAGCAGCUGGAAUUUGAAAAUAUUCGACAGCAGAAUCUAAAGCUUAUUACUGAACUUAUGAAUGACAAGAUUAACCUUCAGGAAGAAAACAAAAAACUUAGUGAUCAGCUUGAAUCACUAGAACAUCAACUGAAGGAGCAACAGCAGGAAGUGACCGGAGCAGCAGAUCAUGAUGAUGGAAUAAUCCCGGAUUCUCCAAUUUUAUCUCUUUCCACCUCUAUAGCUAGCAGAAUGCGAAGGAGAAGGGAAAAUUGUCAUAUUCGCUACACAGAGCAUGCUCAUGCUGAACCUUCAGGGCCACAGUCUGAUGAUGAGACAUGUAAAAUGCUACUGGCACGCUUCUCUGGCAUAACUCCACCUAUACAGGAUGAAGAGGUCCUAGUUGCAGACUCCUGUGACCUUGAACAAUCCCCACAAAAAACCACUCAGAAGCUAAAGGAACAUUUAUCCAUAGAGAAAAACAGCUUUAAUCUAGCUGCUGUUGUGGCAGAAACUUUAGGACUCGGCAUUUCUGAGGAACAUGACUCGCAAAGUCUUCUGAAAUCGCAAAGAGAUGUCACCAUGACCAGACAAAUUCCACAUAAUGUCUUGAAAAAAGAUGUCAGUAAAGCGGUGAAUUCAGAACUUUCGGAGGAUAGUGCCACUGGGUUUACUUGUGCAGCAGAAGCAAAUGAACAAAGUGGAAACUGGGUUUCUCAGUGUAAAUCUCCUGUAUUUGGAGCGUCAGCUGAUUUCACUGAUCAAGAAAUGAAAAUGGUCCAAUUUAUUGAAGAAUCUAAGCUGGGUGAACAAAAGAUUGCAAAAAAUCACACUGAAAUUAAGUCUGAUACAGCUGGGAGCACUUCAUGCCUGCCUACAUCUCACAGGUCGGCGAAAAGAAGAAAAAUGGAAGAUGAAAGGGAUUUGCUCACUAAUUGUGAAAAGCCUUCACUUAAUAAAGAAAAUCUUCCUUCAAAAUCAGAGAAAGCUGUUUCUGUAAACAGUGAUAAUCUUGACAAGCCAUUGGACUUGUCUGAUCACGUUUCUAGUGGCCGGUUGGGAGAUAGAAGCCACGGGAAAGAUGCAGUGUGUAGUAAACUAAUACAAGUUAACCCACUGGAAUCCCUGAAACAAAGUAUAAAGACUGCAAAUUUCAGAAGAGCCUAUAAUGGACUUAAUAAGGAUCCACAAGAUGAUGUUUGUGUGCAAGAGACCAUUGGAAGAUCACGUAGUGAAAUAUGUCAAGAAGUUAAAGUUAAAAAUGAGAAAAAUGAUGAGGAUGGUAAUUCAUCAAUUUGCAGAUACUCUCACCUGCAAUCCAGUGACUUUUCUCAGAAUGAGCAGCUUCCUAGUGACCGAAAGGGCCUUGAAGUCGAAGUUCCAACAAGGAAAAUUGCAAAAACAGCAUCCUCAGAAUCAGAGCCCACCUCAGUACUUCAACCAAACCCAAACCCUUCUGCAACAAUUGCAAAGUGUAGAAACACUGAUCAUGCUGGAACAAAAUCAGAAAACAUUCAGUGGAGCAUGGAUCCAGGAGCAGACUGCACAAUGGGCACUUCAGAAGUGGACUCAAAGAAAUCCAUCAGGCAACCAGGGCUGAAUAGCUUGGACAUAGAUUGCACUUACGUGAGUGAAAGUAUCUUGCCACAACCAAAAGAAUCAAGAAUCAACAAGCCUGUCCUUGGAAGCAGACAUGUAAUGGAUGAUAGUCUUGCUGAAGUUUUUGAUCGUACUGCCUAUGGAGAAUAUGAAUCAUAUCCUGAAGAAACGAAGAGUCCACGUAACGUUUACGACAGCGUAUUCCAAGAAGAGCCAGAAAAAAUAAAAAAUGAAUCUUUUGCACAGCCUUAUUUAAACUCUGGGAAAAGGAAGAAUACGGUUUUAAACUUCCCUCAUGUUGAGGUCGUCCGUAACAAAGAAGAGAGAAGAAAAUUGUAUGGGCAUACGUGCAAGGAAUGUGAAGUAUAUUAUGCAGACCUUCCAGAAGAAGAGAGACUGAAAAAGUUGGCAAACUGCUCAAGGCAUAGAUUCCGGUACAUUCCACCAAACACACCUGAGAAUUUCUGGGAGGUAGGGUUCCCCUCAACACAGACCUGUGUUGAUCGAGGUUACAUCAAAGAAGAAAGCACACCUUGUCAGCGCCCAAGACGGAGGCGUCCUUACAAUCCAACAUUUUCACCAAAGGGCAAAGAACAGAAUAUAACUUAGUUAUUUCAAUAAGAGAUGGCAGCAAAACAAAAGGUCUACGUUGAAGAAUACAAAAAAAACGUUUUUGCUUAAAUCUUAUUGAGAGAUUGUAAUCCAAUGCUUUCAUAGCAGCUUGUCAAUCUAGCCGUUUUUUUCUAUGGUAUUUAAAUUAUGAUUACUUUUCAUCUGUAUAUUAGGUGGAAAUGUUGGCAUUUGCACAUCUGUUUAAGAUAUGGUGCUAUUUGUUGCACUGGAUAAGUAUACAGUUAAUAAGUGUCUAUAAAUACAACUUGAAUUUUUGAAUGUAUGUUAAAAUUGUAGUGAUCAUUUGAUAAAAUUUGUAAUAAAUAGCACAUCAGUACAAACUAAUAAAGAAAAGUUGUCUUUGA